CAAGAUUCUGACUUGCUGGUGUUGCUUAGACUUGGACCAUACAUGUGUGGGGAAUGGGAAUUUGGAGGAUUUCCAGCAUGGCUACUUACAGUUGAACCAAAUAUGGUUUUACGUACUAGUGAUUAUGAUUGAAAAUGAGUAUGGCAGUUAUUUUACUUGUGACAGAGCUUACCUUGAUUUUCUUGUAUACAAAGUAAAAUCUGAGUUAGGACCAAAUGUAACUUUAUAUACAACUGAUGGAUGUGGUCUUGGCUACCUUCGCUGUGGUAAAGUCAAUGGUUCUUAUGCCACUGUGGAUUUUGGCCCUGGUAGUGACCCAACAGAAUGUUUUAAUGCUCAAAGGUUUUAUGAACCUAAUGGACCAUUGAUCAACUCUGAAUAUUACCCAGGAUGGCUAGACCACUGGGGAUCACCACAUGCUAAAUUUGACACUAAUCCUGUUAUUAAGAGUUUAGACCGACUGCUUGAUAUGGGUGCAAAUGUUAAUAUGUACAUGUUUAUUGGCGGAACAAAUUUUGGAUUCAUGAAUGGUGCUAAUAGCCCACCAUACGAACCUGUACUCACCAGCUAUGAUUGUGGCAGUCCAUUAACUGAAGCAGGAGAUAUCACACCUUUAUAUUAUGCUCUUAGAGAUAUUAUUUCUAAGUAUCAAAAGCUGCCUGAUAUGCCUAUCCCUCCUAACACAAAUAAGACGAAGUAUGGAAAUAUAACAUUAGAAUUGAUCUGCACAAUUCAAGAUGCCCUCCCUUACCUUGCUCCAGCUGGUCCAAAGUUGUCCACUUACCCACUGCCCAUGGAACAGAUUAACUUUUAUUCUGGAUUCAUUUUGUACAGAUUUGUCUUGUCAAACAACUUCAUUAAUCCCACACCACUCUAUACCAAAGGAAUUAGAGAUAGGGCAGUAGUGAUGGUUAAUGGGGUACCUUUUGGUUUAAUGGAUAGAGAAAAAACAACUGUAAAUAUUACUGGUAAAAUAGGGCAGGCUGUAGAUAUUUUAGUAGAAAACCAAGGAAGAAUAAAUUAUGGCAAGGAUAUCAAUUUUAACAACAAGGUAAAUUUUCUAUCUGUAUAAUAAAAUUAAAAAAUAUUCAGUUAUUCAAAUUUAUUCUAUAACUGUAGAAUGUUCUUUUUAGCUAUGUUUAUCUAUCAUAUUAUUAUACAACCUGAAAUAUCUUAUUAUUCUUACACUAACUUACAGGGUAUAAAUCAGUAAUGUCACCCUGAACAAAGUUGUGGUUACUGAAUGGCAAAUUUAUCCUUUAAAUAUAGAAAACAUCCCCAAUAUUACAUUUUCACCUCCAUACAAAAGGUCACAGCCUUUAAAAUCACAAGAUGGCCAACUUUUAACACCUUCAAUAUAUGUUGGAGCUGUUUAUAUCCCCAAUACACCUGACCAGCCACAAGAUACUUACCUGGAUCCUAGGCCAUUUGUCAAGGGUCAAGCAUUUGUAAACAGUUUUAACAUUGGCCGCUAUUGGCCAACCAAAGGACCACAAGUAACUUUGUACAUACCCAAGCAAGCUUUCAACAACCCACCUGCAUUGAAUCUACUCUACUUGUUUGAGCUAGAAAAUGCACCCUGUUUGCAGGUGUCUACCUGUCAAGUGUUCCUCACAGAUACUCCAAAUAUAGGUGUGCCUAAUGAGCCUUGAGGAUGGUACUGGGUGGUUGGGUAACAGCAUUUAAUUGCUAACCCAAAAGUCCAAAGUUAGAUGUACCUGAUACUGCCCAGCUCAGUUUGCUACCUGACUUUAGAGGAAAGAAAAAUGACCACAUUCCAUUGACCACACUGUCCUUUUAUAUUUUAACUUUGAAAUUGUUCAGUUUUUACACAUUUCUGAUAUAUUUGUAUUAUCUGAUUUUAAAUGUUUAUUGAGAUUAUAACAAUCCAUUCAAUGUGAUUUAUUAUUAUAUGGGACCACUUUAUAUGGUACUUUCAAAGUAUUUUUAACCAAAAACUUUAAUAAAGCAAUAAAUGUAAUUAACUGUUAAUAGUUAAUUAUUUUUUUUAUAACUAUUCCUUAACCAUAAUAAGAAAUUUGUCUUCAACAAAUUGGGGUUACCCUUUCAAUUUCAAACCUGGCUGGCCCUGAAGAGAGAUAGUGAGUCAGCACUAUGUCCAAGUGGCCUCUACUUUCCCCAAUACAACAAAGGUACCCAUUACUGCUAGGUGAACUCUAGUACAUAUUCAAAGAAGAGACCCAAACAUGAGACUUUCAGGUUGGCAGUUUAGUGCUCUAAUGCACAGCCAUGCUGUGCCAUUUAAUAUUUAUUGCUUAAGUCCUAUUUUGGGCCAAUAGUCAAUGGUGCAGAUGAAGAAAAGAUCUGUUUCUGUGACCUCGCAUAUGGAGGGGUAGUGAAGUCAGCAUUAUGCCCAGCCUUUUUCCCCCUAAUAUUUUAACUGAGGUACCCAUUUGAGCAGGGUGGACUCUAGAAUGUACUUUGUACUCAUGGCUGGGAUCCAAACAUGAGAUUUUUCAAGUUAGCAAUCAUUUGUUCCACCACCAGGCCAUCUCUACAGCUGAAGUCCUAUUUUCACUGAGCGACUUUUAUGUCUAUUACUAUUACUGCAAAUGUGCUGUCUAUCAUUCGCUCUUAUUAUAUUACUAGCCGUCGGUACCCGUUACACGUGAAUUAUUAUAGGCCUAUAUAUUUUAAUGUUAUACGUGUUUGAGAAAAAUAUUUUAUAAAACAGUUAUUCGUCAAAACGCAAUGUGCUUUACUAUUAGUGACAAAGCAAAUAAAUAGCUAAAAAUCUGAAAAUUUUAAUAUAACAUAGCCUACCAAUACCUAUUAGAAAAAUUAAAACCAAAUUAUAUACAUUAUUAGUCAACAGAACACCAUAUUAAAUGCAUUCCCUGAUUAAGAGACUUAACUGAUUCCCUUAAAAACCCGGCUAUUCAAUGGUCAUUAUGUUGUUUUUUAAAGUAAUUUGUAUUAGUUUGAUCGAGAAAAUUGUCUUGAUAAGUAGAUUUAUAGAAUCUAGAUCAAAAUCAAAUGAAAUAGUUCAUUUCUUUAUAUUCUAAAAUCGGAAGAUGACGCCAUUAGUGUUCUUUCCACAGUUUAAACAUGUGGCAUGUGACGUCAUUUUUUAAUGCCUUCUUGUCACUUUU
Physella acuta is the source of this 3113-nucleotide messenger RNA. Its product is annotated as beta-galactosidase. NCBI's taxonomy places the organism in Eukaryota, Metazoa, Mollusca, Gastropoda, Physidae. The record is from RefSeq and is a predicted model, not a curated record. Gene Ontology annotation, biological process: carbohydrate metabolic process. Gene Ontology annotation, molecular function: hydrolase activity, hydrolyzing O-glycosyl compounds.